AGCUAGCCCGUCAGCCAGCCAAAGCCACCAACCACCGACAUUCAGUUCUGUUAAUGCGGGGUUUUCUAAUUUCAGUGUGAUUUUGGUGCUCGAUCGAAACGUACGUCUUUCUUAAGCUUCUUCUUGAUUAACAACAACUAAACGCGAAACGCUCAAAGCCAAAAAUUUAAAAAAAAAAAAGAUUUAAAAACAAAAAGAAAUAAUUAAACGAAACAAACGAAACAUUUUGAAGCUGUGAUUUUAAUUUUGGCAAAACCUAAAGAAGCUAGUCUUCUGCUAAACUGUGCAAAGCAAAAUACAGGGGAGAGAAAGAAUAAGAAACACAAAGUCUUAAUUCGAAUCGGUGUAAAAGGAAUACUGAAUUCGAAAAGAAAACUAUUUUGGAGUGACCGUUACGAGUGAUUGUUUGAAUUUAGUGGCAGCAAUCCGAAGAUAUUAACCGUAAAAAGGAAAUCCGUUCGCAGCUGUACAAGUUACGCGAGUCCCGACUACGAGAUCUCUAUCAGUUCGAUAUAAUGGCGGAUAAUAAUGUUGCUGGCUUCGGCAAGGACCCUCUGGCGCCCAGUCAUGGCGAGUCCUUUGGCGAUCAGAGUUUCCAGAGUUUGAAGUCAAAGGAAAUUCGCGAUUCGAUGAGUCCAUCUGAGCUGAAGUUUCAAUCGAUGGCAUUGAAUAAUCCCAGCAGCACGGGAUGGAAUGUUCAAUCAUCGUCGGAGGUUACCCCCGAUGGUAGAGGUUUUCGUGCCGAAACCAUUGCCACGACUGAUGGUGUGGAGCACAUCAAUGGCGGUACUGCUGAAUUCAAAGGACGCAACGAACAACGUUCCAUGGCCAUGCAGGAGGGUGACGACAAGAAUUUCGUAAAGAAAGCUUCGGAAAGUUCCAACACCCAUUUGCAAGAGAAGGUUGUCAUCGGCGAUGAAAACUCCGGACGCACUGAAAUCCGUACCAGUUCAUCGACAUCCACCUCUUCGUCCAAGGUCUUCCAAUCGUCCUCGACCACGGAAUAUGAAAAUGACCAUCCCGUUGAUUAUCAUCAACCCAAAUACUUGAUGGAUUCCGCUCCCCAACGCAUGCAAGAGCCUCAACAAUAUCAACAGCGCCCCAGCCAAGCCGAACCACGCUAUGAACCACGUUAUGAACCACAAUACUACGACGACCACCAACAACAACAAUACACCAAUCAACAAACCGAACAAUACCAACGCAAUCGCCAGGAGACCAACACUUCGCAGAAUGUCCAAACGAACGAGACGCGCGAGCAGAAUAAACGCUAUGUCGACAUGGAUAAGGCUUCGCCGGAAUAUCAACAGCAUGUCCAAUACUUGAUGUCCCAACCGGGUGAGAUUAUCUCAAACACCGUGGAAUAUCCGAAGCCGAAUGUGAAAAUGAUUACGACAGUGAAGCGCCUGCCCGACGGCACCAUUGUGCGCAACAAGCGUUACGAGACCGAAGAGACAACACCAACUCCAGCACCAUCCCAGACCAAUACCACCACUCGUCAGACAGUGACCAACACGAACAACACCCAGAGACGUGACUCCCAACCUACCUAUCAACAGCCAAAAAACUACCAGGGCCAACCACCUUCUGAACGUUUGAGGCGUCCCAGUGACGAUGUUGUCGACAAUGCCGAGACAGUACGUCGUCACACAACCACAAACGAUGAUACCGUGGAGACCAAGUACUCCACCACGAAAACAUCCAAUCGUAAAUUCUCCACUGAAACCACUUCGGAGACCAUUCACGAAUACGAUGAUGGCUAUCAGGUACCAAGUGGUGGUCCACGUCCCAAACCGGUAACAAAUGAUUUCAGCACCCAUGGUUUCCCCUCGGUAAGGCCAAAUAAACCAACCCAGGAAUUUGCCAAUCAUAGACCACAGGCAAUGCACCCCAGCCAGGCCAGUCCUUCACAGAAAAUGACCUCUCCGCCGCCCAGGGAAGCUCUUAUUCCAGUGCGCAGCGAAUAUGAACCCACUGUUACCGAGAGACGCAUUCCCACCGAAGAUGGCGAGGUUAUAGUCGUCAGCUCCGAAAAGAAGCGUAGUGUGAAGCACCACACCAACUCGGAACGCAUCAUCGAAACUGAUAUUCGUACCACCGAUGACAAUCGUUAUGAACAGAUCUCGGACGUCAGCACCUCGAAGACGAAUCAAGAUUUUUCCACUCAUGGAUUUCCUUCGGUAAGGGAACCCCAGCAGGGGCAACCGCCUAGUAGAACCAGUCCUGACUACUCUACUCAAGGAUUUCCAUCGGUAAGGGGACCCCAAUCUCAACCCAAUGCUCAUCCUGAUUAUAGGCCACAGCCAUCGGGCCCCAUGCAGCCCACUGGCAGCGUAACAAAAACCAUUCAAACCCCUGAUGGUGAGGUGAUCGUCACUUCCCAAAAGUCCCACACCACAAAAUACAACACCAAUUCAGAACGCAUUAUUGAAACCGAAGUGUUGGGGGACGAUGGUCGUCCAGUGCGCCGCAUACCAGUCGAUGUGGAAUAUGUCAGUGAUAAAUACACGGUAACUACUCCCGGAGAUCAAGUGCCUCAGAAAGGAUUCCCCUCGGUACGUUCACCAACCAAGCCCGUGGCCGAUUAUUCCACGCCUCAUGGCUUCCCUUCGACAAGAUAUAGUCAUCAGAAACCAUCGACUCCUGAUUACUCCACCCAAGGAUUCCCUUCCACCAGGGACACCCACAAACCGUCCACACCAGAUUAUUCCACCCAGGGUUUCCCCUCCACCAGAGAUGGCCCACAGCCCAGCAGUACUCCUGAAAGGCAAUAUGUGUCACCGGUAAAGACGCCAACCUCUUCUUCGAAGCCAUCUCCCACCGUCGAAGCUACGGAGCGCAUCAUACGCAAGGAGAAAGAAGUUGAUUCCGCCCAUCGGGCAUUCGCCGCCUCAUUGCGCAGUUCAUCGCCUGUGGAUCAAACCAGGCGUGACAGCUACAGCACCGAUGGACCACGUCACACGCCUCGCUCUAGUGUCUCGUCCACGAAACCGUUUAGACGCGAUAUGCGUGAGGGUUCCCAUGACAGUGAGACCAGUCGCAUUAGCACUACCACUGUUACGCGUCAGACCCCACCGAGAUCGGUUGGUGGCAAGACUGUGGUGGUUACUGAACGCGUGACCUCCUCGUCCUCGCCUCGUGGUACCAAAUCCCCAUCGCCCGGGAAGAAUGUCACCACCACCACCACUACAACAACCCGAACGGUGACCAACAAAGCGCCCGUCAAAGAUGUGCCGAAAUCAGAUAACCACAACCACCACCAGCAUACUACUACUACCUCCACCACCAACAACAAGAACAAAAACAACAAUCAGAAAAAUACCACCUUCUCUUCCCCCUCUGCAAAUGAAACUCUAUCCUAUCCCAUUAACCCCGAUUCUUCACUAACCAUUACCAAAAAGACCGUAGGCGACAGUCAGGCGACCAAAAGCCACCAGCUGCCACUACUGAGCGAGGUUAUAGAGGAGCCAUGCAUUAAGAAAUCCUAUUCUCUGCUUGGUCCAUGUAACCGUCCCCCCAAGACCGCCGCCAGUGAACAGGAACCAUCACCCCGAUCAUCACCAGCACCAAGUAGUAGAAGUAGUCCAUAUCCAUCCAGUAAAAGUAAAACUCCCCUGGGUGAAGACGAUCAGAAACCGCCAAAGUCACACACCUCACGGCCAUUCAUGCCAACAUCAUCUCCAUCAUCUAGAUCACCCCAGACAGAUCACGACCGAUCACCAAUUGGCUACCAAGAUGUACGAAAUUCAAGAGAUCAGCAGCACCCACACCCAGACAGGCCCAGGCCUCAUGACAAUGAUGAGCCCAAAGCUGUCACUAGGGAAGACACCUUCGAACAAGUCGACAUUGAUAGGGAUACCAGCACAGUGGUGGCGGUGUCACAACGUAAACCAUCGCGUGAUACUCCCACUCGCCACCAGCCGGACGACGAAGUCUUCAUUAGCGAAGAAGAUCACGUCUACGAAGACAUUGAUUCGGCAGUAACACGCAAUGUCAAGACCACAACCAAACAACUGAUUACCCAUGAAAAACAACCGGGUCGUACACCCCAAAGUGGAGUACGUCCGGUGGGUGAAACAAAACGUCCAGCACGACGCAAUGAACCUGAAAAGACCACACCGCUAGCACCCAAGUCCCAACAGAGCCCUAGGACCACACCAUCGACGCCCACACAAAGCCCUCGUAAAUCUCUGAGCACAAGCCAACCAAGCAAGACGCCAUCGCCCACCAAGCCCUCAGACAAGGCACCCAAACAGCCCGGAAGCUCAAAGCAACCUUCGGGCGAUACUCGCAAACCAAGUAAACCGGAAAUUUUGAAACAAACCGAAGUGAUUAAAUCGAAAACUACGAAAUAUACCGAAGACUAUAGGCAACAGUCUCCCGAACCUAAAAAGAAACCAGAACCACGACCAAGUGGUAAGAGUCCCCAAGAGAUCAAGAAACAUGAUGAACCCAAACCGAAUAGCAAGAGCCCUGGACGGGUAUAUCCUUUGGAAGAUGCAAAUGAGCCAAAAUAUACAUCGCCUGAUUACGAAUAUCCCUCGGAGGAUGAGGAGCAACAGAGGAAGCCAAGCUCGAAGAGUCCUGCUCGGGAAUAUCCACAAUCAAGACCGGUUGGCAAAAGUCCCCAACGGGAAGAUAAGCCAAGAAACGAAUAUCCUGGCGGCAGAUAUCCCCCAGGAGAUCAGACAAACCCCAAGCAACAAGAACAACCGGGAAAACCAAUUAGUAAGAGUCCUGAACGUAGAUAUCCCGCUGAGAAACCACAAUCUAGACCAGAUGAUAAGAGUUCCAAACCAGGUUACCAACAACCAUUGCAAAAACCUGGUAAACCUGAACAUCCUUACGACACAGAGGAAGAGGUAGAGCGGGUUACAAGUGAAUUUACCAUUAAAACUACGAACAAAAAUUUAAAGACUCGUCAGGAUAUUGAAUUUGUGAUUGAGGAUAAACCACAAUCAAGACCUGUAGGCAAAAGUCCCCAAAGGGAAUAUCCUGAUGAGAAAUCUCCAUCAGGUGAUGCAACAAAACCCCAGCAACAGAAACCGGGAAAACCAAUUAGUAAGAGUCCUGAGCGUAGAUAUGCUGAUGAUAAACCGAAAUCGAGACCAGAUGACAAGAAUUCCAAACCAGGUCACAAACAACCAUCCCAAGAGUCUGGUAAACCCGGGCAUCCUUACGACACCGACGAGGAGCGUGUCACCAGUGAGUUUACCAUUAUAACUACCAACAAAAAUGUGAGGACUCAUCAGGAUAUAGAAUUUGUGGAUGAAGACAAACCACAAUCAAGACCUACUAGCAAAAGUCCUCAAAGGAAAUAUCCUCACGAAGAUAAGCCAAGAAAUGAAUAUCCUGAUGAGAGAUAUCCCUCAGAGGAUAAGACAAAACCCUUGCAAAAGCAACCGGGAAAACCAUCUCAUGCCGAUGAUAAAACAAAAUCGAGACCAGAUGACAAGAGUUCCAAACCAGGUCACAAACAACCAUCCCAAGAGCAUGGUAAACCCGGACAUCCUUACGACACUGACGAAGAGCGUGUCACAAGUGAGUUUACCAUUAUAACUACCAACAAAAAUGUGAAGACUCGUCAGGAUAUAGAAUUUACAAAUGAAGAUAAACCACAGUCAAGACCAAGUAGCAAAAGUCCUCACAGAGAAUAUUCUGUAUCUCCUGAUCGUCAAUAUCCCUCAGGGGACAGAACAAAGCCCAAACAGCAACCAGGCAAACCUUCUGAUAGGAGUCCUCAGCGCACAUAUCCCAAUGAGAAACCAGAUGAUAAAAGUCCCACGCCAGACUAUCCUGGCGAUGGAAGCUUUAAACAACCAUCCCAAAAACCUGGUAAACCGCAACAUCCAUAUGACACCGAAGAAGAAGUGGAGCGUGUCACAAGUGAGUUCACCGUAAAAACAACGAAUCAAAAUGUCAAGACGCUUGAGGAUAUAGAGUUUGUGGUUGAAAGUAAACCGCACUCAAGACCAAGUAGUAAGAGUCCUCAAAGGGAAUCUCCUGAUCGUCCGUAUCCUUCGGAUGAUAAAACAAAACCCAUGACAUCUGGCAAACCUUCCGAUAAGAGUCCUCAGCGUACAUAUCCUUACGAUAAACCUCAAUCUACUCCAAGUGGCAAGAGUCCCAAAUCUGGUAAACCUCGUCCAUGGGAAGAUGCACCCUUGGAACCAGAGCAUCCUUACGAUGUGGAUGAAGAAGAACGCAUCACAAUGGAGAUGACUAUUAAAACAACCAACAAAAAUGUCAAGACCCGUCAAGAUUUUGAUAUUCACGAUGAAAAUGAAGAACAAUUGAUUUUAACUGGCAAACGUCCUCAAAAGAGAUACCCAUAUGGAGAUAGCGAUAAACCCCGAGAAGAAUCUCCGAAUCGAGAAUAUCCAUUGAGGGACAAAGUGAAACCUGGUGAACCAAGCAGGAAGAGUCCUAAACGUACACAUCCUCACGAUGAACUACAAUUCGAACAAAGUGACAAGAGUCUCAAACCAGACUAUCCAAAGAAAACACAACCGGGAGACAAAUCACCCUUGGAACCCGAAUAUCCUUCAGAUACAGAAGAAGAGGAGCGUCACACAAGUGAGGUUACCGUAACAAAAACAAGCAAAACUCGUAAAGAUAUUGACAUUCUCGUUGAGGAUGAGACUACUUUAAGGACUCGAAAGCAGACCAAGGAACCCAAAGGACAACAGCCGGAUACUGAAGAAGAGGAUGACGAAGAACCCAAAUUCAAUGACAAAAAACCAACUUCAAGAACUCCACAAUCUGCCAAAACUAAAUAUCCGGAACAACCUGAUGAGCCUACAUCCAAGACUCCCAAAUCUACCCGACCAAGUCUAUACGAAACCACGGCUGAAAAAUAUAUUCGUAACGAUGAUAUCACCACCGUUACCCAAAAGAACGUUACGACAACUAUCCAUGACAAAUUCAUGGAUGCGGAACGAAAAUAUCCCACAGAGGAACCGCAAAAACCAGAGGAUACCAAGGAACCAAAAGCUCCAAGAUCAGAAACUGAAAGCACCGAACCUAAGAAACCGCUGUUGAAUAAAGAUGACAAAGAUUUCCCCUCCAAGUCUCCAGAAUAUCCAGCUGAGAAAAAACCCACUCCCAAGAGUACCAGGCCUAGCCUAUAUGAAACUACAGCCGAAAAAUAUAUACGAAACGAUGAUAACCGAAAUGUUACACAAAAAACGACCACAACCACUAUUCAUGAGCAGUUCAUUGAGGCGGAACAGAGUCCACGGAAACCCAAAGAUUUUGAGCCAAAGGCUUCUGAACCCUUCUCCAAAGCACCACAGCAGCCAAAAGAUAACGACAAAGAACCUAAAGCAAAGGAUAGUCCACAGGGUAAACCAGAACCAGAAGACCAAAAACCUAAGGUGUUUGAGGCCAAAUUGGCCGAUUAUCCCGAUAGGCCACAAGAAAGCUAUCCUAAGGAUAAGGAACCUUCAUCUCAUUAUCCAGAACAGCCGGAUGAUUCUAAGACCGUAGGUUACCCAGGAGACAAAAAACCAUUCUCCAAGCUUCCAAAAGAAGCCGAACCUAAGGACAAUGAACCUAUCAGAAAACCAACUACCAAGACCACUCAGACUACCACCCAUGAAAAGUUCAUUGAACCUCAAACUACUCCAGCUGAGCGACCAGAUGGUGCCUUCAUUUCCAAGGCUCCCGAAGAACCGGCCCAGUACCCCAGCUACAUUAAGAAAGGCACAACUCGCCGAGAUACAUUUGAGGAUCGUUGCCGCCAAAUUUUAGGUAUGGAAAGUUAUGGUGACACACCUGGAGCCUACAAAAAACGUCCCUCCAAGGAUGUGGAAUUAGAGGAAGAGGAAGAUGACAAAGUAACGCAAAAAGAAACUGUUCAGAAAACCACUUUUGAAGUAAAAAUUGAGGAUUGUGAUGAUGAGGACGACGAACCUCUGUCCAUAAAUAGUGUCAAGAAGACAUUGGUUACAAAGAAGGUUCCUGAAACUAAGCCGCAAACCAAGCCCAGGGACAUGAAACCCUAUGAAGAUGAUAAACCAGAGACCACAAGUGAAUCGGAGCCCGAAGUGACAUAUCCUGACGAUGAAGAGACACUUGAGGUGACAACAACCGAGACGGAGUUCAUUGAUGUCACAAAGAAAUCCCCCACUGAAACCAAGAAACAUCCCAAGGGGCCUAAGGAAUACACAACCACAACAGAAGAAAUCUAUGUGACGGAAGUAAAGAAACACCAGCCAGACACUACAAGUGAUUCGGAGCCUGAAACCAGGGAAACAUUUAAAGAAACCAUUGAUGUAACCAAGAAACGCUCCGAAAAGACACAGGUUGAUGUUGGCAAGGAACCCACAUCAAGAUCACCAACCAGACCCAAAUCACCCACAUAUGAUACCAGGAAGCCUUCUUCUAGAUCUCCCCAAAGAUAUCCUGAAGAUAUAACAUACCAAACGGAGGAGUUGACCAAAGAAUCUCAUAUCGACAUUAAAAAGAAAGUCACUUCCCAGUCACCAACAAGACCAAAAUCUCCAACCCAUGAGACAAAGAAGCCUUCUGGCAGAUCACCUCAGAGAACGCCCAAGGACAAUAGCUACGAGCAAGUUGUGGUGACUACCGAAACCACCACAAGAAAACCAACUUCUAGAUCUCCCAUGAGAACGGUUUCACCAACAGACGAACAGAAGAAGCCGAGAUCACCAUCCACAUCGCCACAAAGAAGACCGAAAGGUCCCACCUACGAGACAACAGAGGUGAUCAAUGAACGCACAGAAACUUCACGGAAACCCGGCUCCAAAUCACCUACGAGACCUACCUAUGGGGAAAAGAAACCUUCCUCUACGUCACCGCAAAGAACUCCCUCCUCGACGUCCCCUCAAAGAACUCCCAAGAUCUACACUUCUGAGACAGAGGAGGUGAUUAUCGAAACCACAACUAGGAAAUCUGGAUCGCCUGUGAGACCAGUUUCGCCAUUCAGCAAGAAACCAACUUCCAGAUCGCCCACAACUUCUCCACAACGUACUACCAAGGGUUCGACAUAUGAGACAGUGGAGGUGGAUAAGGAGAUCACAAAGAAACCUAGCUCCAGACCAAAGUCCCCCACCUACGACACUCACAAGAAGCCAACCUCAGAAUCACCCUCAAGAGGUCCCAAAUCAGCUGCUCUUAAACCUUCCAAAUCGCCCGAAAGACCAAUCCUAACCGAGGACUCCGAGUACGAAAGUGUGAUUGUUACCAAACAAACUGACAUUUCCAAGAAAACAACAUCCCGAUCACCCACGAGAGUGAGCGAGCUCACUCCUGAAACUCCCAAGAAACCUAGUUCCAGGCCAAAAUCGCCAACAUACGAGACACAGAAGAAACCAAUUUCUCAAUCACCGACGAGAGGACCCAAGGCGGCACCACAUAAACCAUCUAAAUCUCCCGAGAGAGCAACUUUAACCGAGGACUCUCAGUACGAGACUGUGGUUGUCAGCAAACAAACUGAUAUUACCAAGAAAACAACGUCUAGAUCACCUACCAGAAUGGCAGAGCCAAAGCCAUCAACCGUCGAUUCUCGCAAAAAGCCAACUUCUCAAUCACCUUCAAGAGGCCCCAAGACCACUCCAUCCAAAACCUCCAAAUCACCUGACCGAGCAACCCUAACUGAGGAUUCCGAAUACGAAACUGUGGUUGUCACUGAACAAACUGACGUUACCAAGAGAGUGACCUCCAAAUCACCCACAAGAUUUACAGAACCCAGACCUGAACGCCAACCGUCAAAACCCACAGAUACCUUCACAAGGCCCACCGCAAAGAAGCCUCAAGUUAAGACCAAUGUGAAUGAGGAAUUCAUCACCAGCGAAAAAGUCUUGGUGACGAAGGUCAAAAAAGAUUACCCCGAAACGACAAGUGAAUCGGAACCAGAAAGACCUCAACCUCAUGAGGUUUCCACCAAAACAAUCGAAAUCACCAAGAAGCGCAACGAAUCCUCACCCACACGAAGACCGGAGGGGUCGUCUCCCGUCUACGGUUCGCCAAAGGAUAGAUCUUACGAAACCAUUGAGGUGACCAACAAGAGAAUUGAAACCACCAAAAAACCUAGCUCUAAAUCACCCACAAGACCCAUAACCGAUAGGGAACCCUCUAGCAGAGUAACAAAGAAAACCAGCACUCCAACCAAGCCGAUUGCAAAACCCACAAUGGAAUCACCCAAGCAAGGGCCAAAAACGAAGCCCCGUGGACCGACAAAAUCGAACAUAACUGAAGAAUUUAUAACAACUGAAAAGGUCUAUGUCACGGGCAUUGAAAAAGAUUACCCUGAGACAACAAGCGAUUCCGAAAUGGAGCCCCAAGAAACGUACGUGGAAACCAUCGAAGUUACCAACAAGAAGAAGGCCGAUAAAAAUAUUGAAAUCACCAAGAAAUCCGUCAACAAAACACCUACCAAGCCGUCUUCGGAGGCUCCAAAGAAAACGCCGGUCAAGUCGACGCCAUCCAAGGACACCAAGGUUGUGACGGAAACCAUUAAGGACCGCUUGAGAUCUUCGGUGCGAAAGGAUAAACCUUCGCCCAAGAAACCCGAUCAGGUUGAUGCUGUUUCUUCGCCUGAAACCAGCCCCAACCGCCUAACAGAACGCCGCAGGUCCAGCAAUAUUUCGGUCAAUACCGAAAUCAUCAUCGAACAUACCGAACACACUGCGGAAACGGCAACAACAAAGAAAACUAAAGACUCAGUCUACAAGGAAAUCAUCGAUUCUACAACACUGCCGGAAAAGCUGACUAGGAAAAUGCCUGUAACCGAACGCAAGGAAUCGGCUCCGGUCCAUAGGGUAACACGCAAGGACAAGGACACCAAAAUGUCACGUUCCACAAGUGAGAAUCUAAUCAAGGUCCAAAAGAAACCUGAAGAUGAUAAGCCAAGGAUUCUUACACCAACAGCGGACAAGAAACCAACACCCAAACCGACUGCCGAUCAUCGGCGCCCAAAUAAAUGCUUUGCCACUAAAACCAUAAAUCUCAGUGCCACCGAUCGCCUGAUGAGCAGCGAGGAUAUGGAGAAUGUGAUCAUCGACAUCCAACAUGCCAAGAGUUCAAGGGAACCCUCCCCCGAUAAAAUUGUACCAACACCGGUACCAGCUCAUUUGGACACCGGCAAGCCGCGAUAUCCCGAUGUCGUCCAGGAACCAGAAGACGAACCCAAACGCAAACCGGUCAUAAAGAAUAUUCCCAUUUUCGAGGAGGAGAACAACAGCUAUGUGGGUUGCCACAUCAGCGAAGCUAGCCACAGAACCUUUGAGGAUGAUGACGACAGCUUGUGCACUCCCCUGGUGGAGGCCCCCUCCAGCCUGGACUAUCCCUCGAUUUCCGAAACAUCAUAUCCCACAACAACUGUGGUCACUGACGAUGAGUGCCUGCUGAGCGUGCACGAUAAGGUCAGUCGCUUCCAAAACAUUGCGGAAGAAGUCAAGAAACCCAAAACUUCCAGCCCCUUCCACAGGGAAUUCGAUGACAAGACACGUGUGCCCGACAACGAUGAGUGCCUGCUGAGCGUCGACGAAAAGGUCGAUAAGUUCAUAAAGAGUGCCGAAAGUCUGACCACAAAACAGACAACAAUUACCACGGCACGUGACUCGAAACCCAAAGAAUUCCCCGGGUUCAACGACGACGAGGAUGACCUAGAAGUCACCGAGUGCCCAUUUACAACAGUUAAAUUGGCUCCAAGUGAACCACAAAAGUCACCCGAGCUGGUCAGACACAUAUCCCGACACAUUUCACGUCAGAGUGAUUUGGGCGAGCCGGCCACGGAACAACAGCACACCCAUCGCAAUGAGACGACGAUGCAUGAGGAAUUUUUAAGCAGCCAAACCACUGCUGAGGAAUUUGUGACUCAUCGUCGUGACCAGACGACAUCAGCUGUAAAGCAACAACCGCGUCGUCCAGUUGAUCGUCAUGAUGAUGACCGUGAUGAUGAGGUUUAUGAUGAAGUGCAUGUAAACGGCGAUGAUGAUGAUGAAGAGUUAAUACCCCACACGGCAAUGCACACCGUACGCUUGGAGGAACGACGUCAGAAAGACAUUUUAGCCAGACCAUCUGUCUUUGAUAACAGCAAGCCUCGCGGAGGCAGCACAAAGCCAACGCCAACUCCAACCAAACCAACGACUGCCACAACUCCAUCCACGGCCAGCAGAAUCAACAAAACUCAGCCCAGGUAUGUGUCACCGGCAACCAAAGAUUCGGAGAAAUCCAGGCAAUCUACACCACAACAACAACGGCCACAGGUAAAACCAAAGCAAUCGCCAAAGGUAACUGCUACGGCCACCACAACAAUCACCAGUCACACCACCACGACGACGAGUGCGGCUAAUAAACGCCAGCCGCAUACACAAUCGCCCCAGCAACGACGCACACAUCCAGACUCUGAUUCCGAUUACCGGGUUGGCAGUCACAACAAAAACGAAACGCCAGUUAAAAGUAGCACAACAAUCGGCAAACAAAAACCCAAACAACAGCCAGUCUACGGCAGCAUUAACGGGCCCAAAAAAUCUCCACAUUCACCGCAGCCGGUCGUCGGCAUCAGCGUCACCGUCAAAAAGUCCCCAAUGCACACAGCCGAACAACAAAGACGAAGCACCACCACAACGACCAACACCAGCAAGAAUGUGAAACGAAGCCACGUCGAAGUCGAUGAAUACGAACACGAACACGACGACGACAGCGACAACGUCGACUAUGUUGAGGAAUUUCAGGUAGUUGAAGAGGUUGUGCCCAACGACGACAGUGAGACAGAACUGAUCAUUAACUCUGACACAACAGUUCGGUCAACGAACAGCCACCAGACGAAAGAAGAAACAGUCAAGACAAAACGAGCCACCGCAAACAACGUCCGUCGAGAGCCAUCAACUGCAAGUCCUACUUCGAAAUCUCCCGCAACUCGACCGAAAAUGAAAGAAACGACCCCAGGUUCACCACUGUCGACACCAAGUAGAAGCACCAAAGAUCACCACUCCGUAGAUCUAACCGAGAAAAGCACUUUACACAAACACAGCACCACAAAUAAAUCCCCCAGCACAACCACCACCACCACUGAACCAAAUGAAUCAUUUUUAGAGAACCGUCCGCCCAUCAAGAAAACACCAGGACAGACACCGUACAGGCCGAAGACCAUGAUAACGCCAACGGAAUCGGUGGCCGCUCGCCGGAGUCUGUUCGAGAAUCACAACAACCAGGCGACGAAACCAUUGGCCAGAAGACCAACACCGACAUCGACCAGCAGCAGUCCCAGCUCGGGCAGGAGACCAUCGUAUAUGGAUCACACCAAGAGUUCGUUGGAACACAUACGACGUGAUUCGUUGGAAAUAAACAAAACGAAUUACACUCGUCGUCCCUCGGCAAAUGAUGAUGAUGCUCCGGAUCGCAAUAGCCAGGUAAAGUUUGAUGUGCCGCAGAAGCCCCGCUCCGAUGUUCUGGACACAGACGAUUCGGAAUACAACAUUGAGGAGAUCUUUGAUUUGGUGAUAUUGGAGAAAUUACUGGAAACGGUGACAUCCUAUGAAGUGCGAAGACGUAUUCGGGCCCAGAUUCGUUUGGUCAAGAAGAAUAUGAGCAAUGCGGAAUACACCACAGUCACCACCACUUCAAAGAGGGACAAUAAAACAAAGCCAACCAGCGCCCAGGUCAUUAGCAAAAAAGAAGAGAAACAACAACAACACUAUUAUUACAAAGAGGAACAUCAACGGAAAGAGAGACACUCAUCCACUCACACUUCGCCCGAGCGUGUGCGUACCACCCAAGUAACCAAGGUCACCACGCGUCGCACUGAAAGUCCUGACUCGAAAUACUCAAGUCCCAGUGAAGGACGCAGUGUUAGUCCCCAGAGUCGACUCUCCCAGACCAGGGUGUGCAGCCGGACACACGAACGCAGUCCCAGUCCCUCCAGUGUGGCAACCGAAAUCAAGGUGAAGGAAGUGAAAAAGAAACAAUACGAAAAUGUCGAACAUGUGGAAGAGAUCUACAGGGAAUCGUCACCGAAAAUAAGAAAACCCAAAGCCUACUAUCCCAUCGAUGAUGACGAGGAGGAGGUAGACACUUUGUCCAGGCCGGUGAAGAAAACGGAUGUCUCUGAGGAGUACGACAGUGCCGAGUUGCAUGAGGAGCGUACCUUUAAAAAGGAAACCACACACAGACGUUCGUCACGGAAAUCCAUAUCUCCACAAUCCUCACCGGAAAGACAAAAGGCUUCGUCGCCUCGUGCUGGUUCGCCAGAGGGUAAGAAACCUCUAACAUCUAGAGUUUCACCCAAAAGUCCGGAGCGCAAAACCAUAAUUACCGAGCAACAACAGCAGCAAACUUUGAUGACCACCAAACAGCAACCGAAACGUACCCCUGUCUCUGCUCCUCUUAAAUCUAAACCUGAACCAAAAGCUCCCGUCUGGGCUGAUCGUAAGAACAUCUUAAAAUCUCCUUCAGCCACUCCAAAGAAGCCAUCCGCCGUUGCACCCGACUCCAGAAUAUCUUCCAGUGUCAGUCGCACCAUGAAAUCCAGCACACAGCAACAAAAGGUGAGCAGCAGUACGAAAUCGUCGUAUGUCGAAGAUGAUUGCAUCACCUCCAGCUACGGCAUUGGUCCAACCGAUGAAAAUGGUCUGCCACUCUUUGGCAUCAGGGCGCUGAAAAUGAAGAAGCCACAACAACAACAACAGCCUGCAAGUGAGCCGAUCUGUGAAACAACAGAAGAAGUCACUGGAUACGUUGUCGAAGAGAAGUACUAUUCGGAUAAUAAAUCCAAACCAAUUGUGGAACGCAAAGAAAUCAUUUAUUCCACCAAUCCUGAAGAGCUGCAGGCCAUCAAGGAAAAGGUCAGAGAGACAGCAACAACGACAACAACAUUGAAAUCCCUCAAGCAUGACAAAUUGGAGUCGGAUGAUGAAUCACCGUUCAGAGAUAAUUCAACGUAUAAAACAAAAACCAUAACGUCGGUGCGUUCAAGUCCAGAGGAAUUUCUAGAGUCAUCAACAACGAAAUAUGUCCGUCGUGGUUCGGUCAAGGAAAUGAGUGAAAAAUUCUUACAAAAAGAAUCCGCAUCAAUGGUAUCGGAAAAGACAAAUAAUUACCCAAAAGCCGGCCUGAUACUGCGCACAAAUUCACGCAAACAAAGCCGAGACAACGAUGAUAUGGAUGGUGAGAAUAAUGAAUAUUACGAAAGCCGAACCUCAUACAGGGACACCGAUGAAGAGGACGAAUGUCGAAUGGUAGCAGGUGGUGAGAGAGAAUACAUUGUAGAGAGCGAAAGUGAAACGGAGUCGAUAAAAAACACACAACGCGAAUUUAAGAAAAUCACUUCAACAAAAUCAUCAUCGUCGUCGCGAUCGUUUUUAAACACGAAGGGUGAAGAAAAAAUCAUCACCGGUGUCGAUGAUGUUUUAGAUCGAAUGAGAAAUGCGGAUAAUGUUGUUGAGGAAGGUGACACAGCCGAGGAUCAGGAGGCCAGGGCUUUGUUGAACAAAUUCUUGGGUGCUAGCAUUAUUAUGAAAGGCGUCGAAUCGACAAUACCCACAAUACCGACCGUUAAUCGAGAAACGAAAAUUAUUACAACGACAACUACUGGUGUAGGCAGUGGAAGACAACCAGCCAAACACGAGGUAAAAACUACACGUGUAACGAAAUCCAUUAAGUCGGGAAGCUCUUCUUCACCAGUUAUAGAGACAACUUGUGAUAUCGAGGAGAUCUGGGACGAGGAAAUCCUAAAACAAUUGUUGGAACAAGCUAAAACAUACGAAGAACGCCGUAAAAUACGAUCACGUUUGAGGGAACUUAUGGCUGACCGUGCAGAAAAGAACAGUUGCCAGCAGACAGGCAAAGAAGAAGGAGAAUCUGCUGCUGUUGCUGUUGUAGCCGCUGGAAAACGCGUCGAAGAACUAAAAUCGCCUGUUCAGAGGAGUGAAAGCAGUGCCAGCAGUGAAUACGAAAUAAUUGAAGAGGAAGUCACCUGCACGGAAUCCGAAUCGGAAGAGGUUAAGGAAACCGCAGAGACUACUGCACCCCAAAAGGAGGAAGAAUUGAAGCAAUCCUCGCAAGAAGAGGAAAAAGAAGAUACAACUUCUGCACCACCAGACGUGGUGCCCACCGAACCCCCAAGUACUGAAGAACAGUCCCAAAAACAAGAAGAACAACAAGAAAAAGAGGAGGAGAAAACAGUAGAAGAAACAAAGGAAUCUGACACUACAGACUCCGCCAAAGAAACCACCGACAGCUGCGCUGAAAAGGAUGCAAAACCACAACAGUCUUGCACAUCGACAACCGAAAAAACCGAAACGAAGGGUAAAGAUGGAGCUGUUGUAACCACAACUACUAAAGUUACAACUCGUACUGUGAGUGGAACAGGCCCUAAACCCGUUUCACCAUUUGCCAAAUUCAAGCAAUUGGAUAGACAAAAUUCUCAACAAUCAACAAAAUCUCCAACAACACCCACAACACCCGGUGGAGGCCCUGCAGCCUCACCCUCUGCUACCGGUAAUGCACCGAUAUUCAGAUUUACCGAUCCUUCAUUAAAUGCCCGUGCCGCCACUGCUAAGGAGCAGCUUCUACAGUGGUGUCAAUUGAAAACAAAGGAAUACGAGAAUGUCCAAAUAACCAACUUUAGUUCGUCCUGGGUCGAUGGUUUAGCAUUUUGUGCCCUGAUACAUCAUUUCUUGCCAGAUGCCUUCGAUUAUAGUAAACUAACUCCACAAAAUAGAAGAGAAAAUUUCGAAUUAGCUUUCACAGUGGCAGACGAGAAAGCCGGCAUAGCCCCCCUAUUAGAUGUUGAAGAUAUGGUUGUGAUGAAACGACCCGACUGGAAAUGUGUCUUUGUCUAUGUGCAAAGCAUCUAUCGCCGUUUUCGAAAUUGCCAAUAAUUUUCAGCACACGUGCUCACUCACUCACUUACUCAAUUGAAAAACAAAAACCUCAACAAAAAACUAUUUCUUUUUUCAUCUUUUACUAAUAAAUAAUUUUUGUUUCACAAGCCUUUAACCCAGCCACGUACAGGGUUAAAGUCCACACUUUUUAAUGUUUGUAUCAGGUCAAGUGAUGAAUAGAGUAGUGUUCAGUACUUUGUAUUUGUUUGUUAAAAAAAAUAUGUAUGUCCUUCCCAAUGUGUAAUGCACUCGUAUAAUUUGCUGUUAUUUGUAUUUUAUUUUUACCAAUUAUGAAAAAAAAAAACGAAUAUUCAACAGGCAAUAUUUCUAUGGAAAUGAUCAACUUGUAGUGCCUCUGUUGGUAUUCACAAUCACCAAUACAUUUCAGGUGAUAUAUUGUUUUUAUUUUUAUACAUACAUACAUGAAUAUCGAUUAUUCAUAAAGUUUUGUUUUCUUUUAGAUACUCAUAAUAUUGUAAUUAAUUCUAUAAAUAUAUAAAACAGAAAUCAAUAUCUAUGUAUUUCUACUCACUUUUAUUAUUUUCUAUUACUAACAUUUGAAAACUGUGCGCCACAUCAAGCCACAUCAAUUCAAAUAUUUUGUUAUCAAUCAACUUUGAAAAUACAUUUGAUUCGAUUUGAUUUUAUUUCUGCUUUUGUUGAACAUGAAUCUUCAAAUGAACUCGUAUUUUUAAGCAUCCAAUAUGUAACGAAUGUUUUCUUUUUGUUAAACUGAAAUCAGGUCAGCCCAUUUAGAAAGCAACAGCUCAAUUUUCUUAUUUUUAUUAUUAUGUAUUUUAUAAACGAUAUAUUGAACUAAUGUUUUGAAUUAUAAGAAUGAGAAUGAAUAAAAUAUUAACAUUCAA
This is a messenger RNA of Musca domestica (house fly), 17716 nucleotides long. Its product is annotated as smoothelin-like protein 1. Gene Ontology annotation, cellular component: filamentous actin; microtubule organizing center. The coding region runs from base 516 to 16847 and encodes 5443 amino acids. The transcript is spliced from 17 exons. Gene Ontology annotation, molecular function: protein binding. NCBI's taxonomy places the organism in Eukaryota, Metazoa, Arthropoda, Insecta, Diptera, Muscidae. The record is from RefSeq and is a predicted model, not a curated record. Gene Ontology annotation, biological process: actin cytoskeleton organization.